Molecule: messenger RNA, 6874 nt
Organism: Hippopotamus amphibius kiboko
Lineage: Eukaryota; Metazoa; Chordata; Mammalia; Artiodactyla; Hippopotamidae
Gene: ARHGEF4
Product: Rho guanine nucleotide exchange factor 4
Exons: 15
Coding region: 44-5824 (1926 amino acids)
Biological process (GO): intracellular signal transduction
Molecular function (GO): guanyl-nucleotide exchange factor activity; protein binding
Source: RefSeq, a predicted model, not a curated record
CCUGGCUCUGCAGGAGGGCUCUCGGUGCUGCCGGCUGGCCACCAUGCUCAGAGUCGUGCACUUCCUCCGGAGCUUCUUUAAGACUCCAGAGCCAAGUGCACACCUGCCAGGUGAAGGUGAGACUGAAGACCAGCAGCUCCCCCCUUCUCCUGAAGAACCAGAGAAACAGGGAUGGAGCCAGGAAACAGACCAUGAUGAAUUCGAGACACUGUCCCACCAGAGUGAAAGUCAAUCAGACACAAAAACCGACCCCUUUGAAAGUGCUUCCGACACAGAGUCCCUGCCUGGUGACCUCACUCCGGGUGGUACCUCCGAGGGCAGAGAAGCACGCAGGGGAUGCUGUGACACCCCAGCAUCAGGAACCCCUCAGGAGCAGCGUUCAACUGGUAUCUCUGGGCUUGAUCCAAAGGAGGAACUAGAUCUGUGCCUUGACUUCAAGGAAGAGUCUUACAAAUGCGGGCUACGAGCCUUUGCUGCAGUUGAAAAAGCGAGGGCUGUGCACCUUCGGGAGGACGAGGCUGGCACGGAGCAAGAGUCACCGCUGGCAGGAGCUGCUCACUGCACACAGGGCUGCGGGCAGGGGCCCACGGACAGCUAUGGCUUCCGGCCGGUGAAGGCAAUCACUGUACAAGACCUCAGGGCGUUCUCUGUGUUUUCUCUUAAGAAAUCCCGGUCUGAGAGUUCUCUGGGCGUCCCAGUGGUCUGGCCCUUUCUUCUCUGGUGCUGCGAACAGGGCCGGAGCUGGCCGAAUAUCCACAAUGGAGAGAGGGGACCCCGGCUGCCUCUCAGAGGCCUGCCGGAUAGCAUAGCCCCUCUGGGAGCCAGGACAGAGGAGGAAAGUACUCCAAGCCCCUCACUGAACACAGGCUUGCUCUGCUCCCAGCCCAGCUUUGAUGCCACCUGCCUGCUUCCUUUAGGGACAUCUGGCCUCCUACAUGCCAAACGUCACUGUGGCGCCCCAGAAAACACUGAUGACAAGGCCAAGACAUUGCCAAGGCACUGCUGUCGGCACACAAGAACAUUGAACAGGGCCCAUUCUAUAGAAGAGUUUCCCUUAAGAUACUCUGAGGGUCCUCUAGGGCAGAACUCGGUGAAGUCUGGGACCCAUCUGAAGGGAGGGACAGAAGCAGAACAGGCUCCAAGAACACAACACCCUCUUCAGCCUGUUCCCCCCCAACCAUUUCAUCUGCUUCCUGCUUCCCAAAGGCAGGCUCCUCACUUGGAGGAUCAGUACGAACCCAGUGCUCUCAGCUGGAAAAGGGCCUCUCAAGACACACCCUCUGAAAGUUUCUGGCUGGAAAACCAGUUAGGACAUGAUUCUAGGUCCUGCCCAGUCUCUUCAAGCCUUACUGCAGCGUUGGUGAGCCUCAAUGCAGGGGAAGUGCUGGUGCCAGCAGAGUGCAAGUCAGGACACGGUCCAGAAAGCAGACCAGAGGAUCCCCAAGGCGCUGGCCUGGCACCAAACGCUGAGGACAUACAUGAUAUACAGAAGCACCUUCAGGACAUUUCUGUUGACGCAGGAAACCAAACCAGUAAUCACACAUCAAAGUACAUCCUCGGUGAGAAAAGAAAGCCACUUGCUAGGCCCAAGCUUCCACAUCAUCCCAGCAAUAGCAGGUCACAGGUGUGGACCAGAGACUGGGGGGGUUGCUCCAGAGUGAGCAAUCCUUCAGACACUCCUGAGACCACCCUGAAAUCAAGCACAACAGACACUUCAAAGAAAGCAGAAGACGUGAUGGUUCCAGACCCCAACUUCACCAAAAAUGCCUUGCAGGGUUUUUCAGGAGUCGCAGCAGCCACUGUGUCUCACUGCGGCUGUGGGGAUGAGGAGUGUGACCAGGGGCAUGAAGAUGGUGCCACACCUUUAGCAGAGGGCCUCCAGCUACAGCCCAAAGCAGACACAUCUUCUAAGGGCACGCUCAUCAUUAUAGCUGUCGAGCAGAAAGGGCUGCAGGCCACCAGGAGGAAAGUGGAUCCUCUUCCAGAAACACAGUCCUGUGAGUUUCUGGAGAAAAGACCAGGGUCUCCCCGCAGUGCUGGAGGGACCCCCCGUGAGUCUCCCCGGGCUGGGAAACCACAAACUUGUAACAAUGAGUGUACGCUGCCAGUAGCCUGCAUUCUGCGAGGUGCCGAUGGGGCUCUUCAGCAGGUGGCCCAAGCCACAGAGUUUGGGAUAGUUCUGAUCCCUCAAGCUGCUUCGGAAGAUUGGCCCCCUGGCGAGGAAGAGACGUCUCCCCAGGAGCGCGCCGCAGGGGGCCUGCUGAGCACAGAGGCGCCUGCCAAAGAGAACCCGCCGGGGGCCAGCCAGAGCUCCGGGACCGGGGCGGCCAGGGAGGAUGCUGCUGGGGCGCCCGGGGCCCAGGGCCGCGAGGACACGCGGGGGGUGCGCGCAGCGGAGGGCGGUGCCAAGACGCGGCCGGGUGCCCAGGCCCCUGCCCGCACCCGCACGCUCCGGCCGUCCGUACCGCCCCGCCGGCUCGGCCAGGCUUCACGCGAGCCUGGUAAGAGCCUGACGUUUCCCAAGGUGACCUCCUUCCGCAAAGGCAAGCCCCCGGCCGCCGGAAGCCCGAGAGGGGGCCUCCCUGGGGGUUCUUCCUGCCUCGAGGAGCUGUGCACCGACAGUCGGCCCCCCGCGGGCAGCGGGCAAAGCGCAUCCGGCCGGGCAGGGAGUCCACACAGUGUGCGCGCCGGUGCCUCCCCCGAGAUCCUUCUCCGGGGCCCAGGCCCAGGGCCUGCGGGGCUGAUGGAAGGGGGCCACGUGGAGACGCAGGGGGACCUCGGUAGCAGAAGACAGUCCUCAGAAAGCUGCGACGACAAGAGACUCAAAACCCCAGAGAAAAGGCUCAGGGCAAGGUUAGCCUCAGCUCAUAAGACCUUUGCAAAUUUUUUUGAGUCAAGAGUUUUAGAAAAAGAGAACACUGGUGAAUGUUCUCCAGGUUCUUUCAAGGACCAGAAGGAAAAGAGCAGGCUGCGCCAGAGCUCCUGGCGCACCUUUCUGAAAAACAAAGACGCUGAUGGCCCCAAAAGGCUCUCCUUAGUGGGUCUGGUUCCAGGACCGGAAAUCUUGAAUCCCCCCAGACUUUCCCCACCAGGGACCAGUAGCCACUGCGAAGAGCAGGCAGAGGACAAGGAGAGCUAUGUUUUUAGAGAUCACUGGACACCCCCACAUUCCCCCACACCUUUGUCAUCCAGCAAUUUGGCUUCUUCAGAUAACAGGAGAAGAAGUGAACCAACUAUCAAAUGUACAAGCACCCAGGAAAGUGGUAAAUACCUACCUUCAGGUAUCUUUCCCGAAAAGUCUUGGCCUUUGUCACCCACUAGUCCUGGGAGGCAGCAGGCUGGGAUCAGCCACACCCUUCCCUCCAGCUCCACCUGUUGCCUGGCAUACAGAAGCCAAGGGGUGCCCUGUAAGCCCCUGAGCCCCAAGCCCCAGAGCCCCAGGCCUGGUACCCAGUGGGCAGAUUUCCACUAUCCUGGCAGGGGCAGGGCCAUCUCAGUGGUUUGUCUCGGAAGCUACAACCAUGUGGAUAGCAGCUCAGAGGCCCCUGGAAGGCCCAAGACCUCCAAGGCCCGGACAAGCCUCCUACUUUCUCUGCAGGCACUAGACCAGGGUGAGCAGAAGGAAGAGAGCAGGAAAAGAGGCCAGCAUCCCUGUGGCCUGAGCACAGCACCCUCGCUUAAGGACCUUCUUGGGAGGGAGAACCACAUGCCAUGGGAAGAACAGCCAGGCGAGAAGCCCAGUUGCUCCCACAGUCCAAAAGCUUUUCACACUGAGCCAGCUCGGGAGCCGUUCUUUACCGCCGAGGUGGGGACACGGACCCUCCCCUUCGUCUCUGCAGAGGACGUCCCCAGGGAGACUCCUUCACAACCCAGGGGCAUCCCUCAGCAUUCACACUUCAGUUUAGAUGACUUGUGGCUGGAGAAGACGCAAAGGAGGAAGUUGAAGAAGCAGGCCCAGUUUGAAAGGAAGAUGCAUGCAUGCAAAGAUGGAGUCCAAUGUUGGAGGAAGAUGACCAUUACCUCUCCAGAGUCUUUGAAUCAACUCAGAAGAAGCCAUCCAUUCUCCCAGAGUGCCCCGACAGGACUGAACCGCAUGGGCUGGCCACAGCCCAUACCUGACAUUGAUAUCACCAGAUGGUCAGACCAUGAAACCCAAAGAAUCCAGCACCAGAAAUCAACCCUCCCUGAUGGAGCUCUGGACACAGCCCUCCGUGUGGACGAGGCAGGCAGUGAGGAGGACCUCUACGAGGACGUGCACAGCUCCAGCCACCACUACAGCCACCCUGGAGGGGGCGGUGAGCAGCUGGCCAUCAACGAGCUCAUCAGCGAUGGCAGUGUGGUCUGUGCUGAAGCACUCUGGGACCAUGUCACCAUGGAUGACCAGGAACUGGGCUUCAAAGCUGGGGAUGUCAUCGAAGUAAUGGAUGCCACCAACAGAGAGUGGUGGUGGGGCCGCGUCGCUGACGGCGAGGGCUGGUUUCCAGCAAGCUUUGUGCGGCUGCGCGUGAACCAGGACGAGCCCACGGAUGACGAGGCGCUGGGGACCGGGCACAGCGGGGCUGGAGACAGCGGGACCGAGGCGCAGAGCAGCAAGGACCAGAUGCGGACCAACGUCAUCAAUGAGAUUCUCAGCACCGAGCGGGACUACAUCAAGCACCUGCGCGACAUCUGCGAGGGCUACCUCAGGCAGUGUCGCAAGCGUGCCGACAUGUUCAGCGAGGAGCAGCUGCGCACCAUCUUUGGGAACAUUGAGGACAUCUACCGGUGCCAGAAGGCCUUCGUGAAGGCGCUGGAGCAGAAGUUCAACAGGGAGCGGCCACACCUGAGCGAGCUGGGCGCCUGCUUCCUGGAGCACCAAGCAGACUUCCAGAUCUACUCAGAGUACUGCAACAACCACCCCAAUGCCUGCGUGGAGCUCUCGCGCCUCGCCAAGCUCAGCAAGUACGUGUACUUCUUCGAGGCCUGCCGGCUGCUGCAGAAGAUGAUCGACAUCUCCCUGGACGGCUUCCUGCUGACACCUGUGCAGAAGAUCUGCAAGUACCCUCUGCAGCUGGCUGAGCUGCUCAAGUACACGCACCCCCAGCACAGGGAUUUCAAGGACGUGGAAGCUGCCUUACAUGCCAUGAAGAACGUGGCCCAGCUCAUCAAUGAACGGAAACGGAGACUUGAAAACAUCGACAAGAUCGCUCAGUGGCAGAGCUCUAUAGAGGACUGGGAGGGGGAAGAUCUCCUGGUCAGGAGCUCAGAACUCAUCCACUCGGGGGAGCUGACUCGUGUCACACAGCCACAAGCCAAGAGCCAGCAGAGGAUGUUUUUUCUCUUUGACCACCAGCUCAUCUACUGUAAGAAGGACCUUCUCCGCCGGGACGUGCUCUACUACAAGGGCCGAGUGGACAUGGACGGCCUGGAGGUGGUGGACCUGGAGGACGGGAAGGACAGAGAGCUCCACGUGAGCGUCAGGAACGCCUUCCGGCUGUGCUGCGGCCCCUCGGGGGAGAACCACCUGCUGUGCGCCAAGAAGCCAGAGCAGAAGCAGCGCUGGCUCAAGGCCUUUGCCAGGGAGCGGGAGCAGGUGCGGCUGGACCAGGAGACAGGCUUCUCCAUCACCCAGCUGCAGAGGAAGCAGGCCAUGCUGAACGCCAGCAAGCAGCAGGCCAUUGGGAAGCCCAAAGCCCUUGGCAGGCCCUACUACCUGACGCGCCAGAAGCACCCGGCCCUGCCCACCAGCCUGCCCCAGCAACAGGUCUUGGUGCUGGCAGAGCCCAAGCGGAAGCCGUCCACCUUCUGGCACAGCAUCAGCCGGCUGGCACCCUUCCGCAAGUGAGCCCAUGCCCCUGGCACCGUCUGGACCUGUCCUGCCGCCUGUGGGCCUCCAGCUUUUCCUCCCCGAGGCUCACUGCAUCUGGCCCUCCUCUGCCUGUUAUGCAGUCUGCAAGUUAGCAGGGCUGAGGUGGGAGGCACUCAAUGCCCCCAUUCUGUUUUCUCCCCACUACUGGGGCACUGGAGACGCAGGCUGGAGAGGCAGGCCCCCAGCACGUGAACCUCCCACCACCCUCCAGGCCUGUGCUGGCCGUCCUGGGAGGCACAGCUCAGAACCACCCAUCAGGCCAGCACGUGUGAGAAUGGCCGCUUUGGACCCUCUUCUCUGGACAUCUAAUCAUCCCUCCUGCUCCUCUUUUCUCUGGGCAGGAGACCGUCUCUGCCUUCAGCCACCUGCAGAGCCAGGCUGUGUGCCCCUCUGCCCUCCUGUUCUCCUUGCAGGCCCCACCUGGUGGGCCUGGCAGGCUGCAUCCCUGGUGGGUGGGAACCAGGAAUUCUGCGCACAAAACCAUCUGGCCCAGUGCCCACCCGUUUUUGCCUCCCAGUCCUCUCUAGACACUCCUGGCUGCUGGACACCCUCUCUUCACUUGUGAUGUGUUUGUUUAUAGUGGAAAGAAAACAAAAUCAUAGUCAGCUGAAUAUUUCUGUCAGGGUUUGUGACCAGUCCACCUGUAGCUGUGGGAUGAUUCCAGAACCUGUUUCCAAUUUUUUUGUUCAGAUUUUGUUUUUCUAAUGAUAGAGAAAAAGAAUUGUUAGUGACACAGAAAGAUUGCCUUACCCUAAGUGAGCGUGAGAAGCCAUAAGGACUGCAUUCUGUGGCCCAACACCCAGGACCGCCCCACCCAGAGGCUGGUGGGCAUGUGGGCUGCAAGGAAGCCCACAUCCACGGAGGAGGGGCACUGAAGAGGGUGGCUGAGGCCUGGCUUGGGGCACGGAGCACAGAGCCGCCUCUGUGACCCAUGGGAAUUCAGCAGCAUGUACAGUCACUCUUGCACUAUACCUUCUCCAAGCCAGAAACUACAUUUAAUUUCAUAAAGAAACUCGUGAAAAAUAA